Molecule: messenger RNA, 645 nt
Organism: Eurypyga helias (sunbittern)
Lineage: Eukaryota; Metazoa; Chordata; Aves; Eurypygiformes; Eurypygidae
Product: claudin-4-like
Exons: 1
Coding region: 1-645 (214 amino acids)
Biological process (GO): cell adhesion; bicellular tight junction assembly
Cellular component (GO): plasma membrane; bicellular tight junction
Molecular function (GO): structural molecule activity
Source: RefSeq, a predicted model, not a curated record
AUGGCAAUGUUGACGAUGCAGACGGGUGGGCUGAUGCUGGCCGUGCUGGGCUGGCUGGGCUCCAUCCUCACUUGUGUGCUGCCCAUGUGGAAGGUGACAGCCUUCAUCGGCUCCAACAUCGUGGUGGCCCAGGUCUUCUGGGAAGGGCUGUGGAUGAGCUGCGUGUACGAAAGCACGGGGCAGAUGCAGUGCAAGCCCUACGACUCGCUGCUGGAGCUCACCUUCGACCUGCAAGCGGCUCGUGCCUUGGUGGUCACCUCCAUCUUCACGGCCUUCUUCGCCUGCCUCAUUGCCAUGUCGGGUGCGGACUUCACGGGCUGUGUGGAGCGCAAAAGCACCAAGCGCAGGAUCUCCACCAUGUCCGGUGCCAUCUUCAUCCUGGCCAGCAUCAUGCUGCUCAUCCCUGUCUCCUGGUCUGCUCACAGCAUCGUCAGCAACUUCUAUAACCCCAUGGUGCCCGAGGCCCUCAAGAGAGAGCUGGGGGCUGCCCUCUACAUCGGCUGGGCCUCCAGCAUCCUCCAGCUUUUUGGUGGGGGUAUCCUGUGCUGCUCGGGACCCCCGUCCCGGCAGGAUUCCUACGCCAAUAAGUACAGAGCGGUGAAAACCUCCAGCCCGACAGGCUACACCAUGAGAGACUAUGUGUGA